Molecule: messenger RNA, 927 nt
Organism: Fraxinus pennsylvanica
Lineage: Eukaryota; Viridiplantae; Streptophyta; Magnoliopsida; Lamiales; Oleaceae
Source: the annotation of a GenBank genome assembly
AUGGGAGAAAAAAGCAAGAUUCUGAUAAUUGGAGCUACUGGUUAUGUCGGUAAAUUUAUCGUUGAGGCGAGUAUAAAACUUGGACAUCCAACCUUUGCUAUGGUUAGAGAAAGCUCAGCCUCAGAUCCUCAGAAAUCAGAAGUCAUACAGAAUUUCAACAAAUUGGGAGUUUCAAUAGUUUAUGGAGAUCUCUAUAAUCACGAAAGCUUAGUCAACGCGAUGGAGCAAGUCGAUGUUGUGAUAUCUACUGUUGGAGGAGAUGUAGUGCCUGAUCAGGUCAAGAUAAUUGCAGCCAUCAAAGAAGUUGGAACUGUCAAGAGAUUUCUGCCUUCAGAGUUCGGAGGCGAUGUGGAUCAUAUGACAGCAGUCGAGCCAGCAUCAAGCCUUUUCGGAGAAAAAGUUAAAAUCCGAAGGAUAAUCGAAUCAGAAGGAAUUCCAUACACCUGUGUAGUUUCUAAUGGGUUUGCUGGCUACUUCUUGCCGAGAUUAGGACAGUUAAAUGCUACGGUUCCUCCUAGACAAAAAGCUGUCAUUUUAGGGGAUGGGAAUGUUAAAGCAAUUUUUGUCAAGGAGGACGAUAUAGCAACGUACACUAUCAAAGCCGUGGAUGAUCCAAGGACAUUGAAUAAGACGCUUCACAUGAUCCCUCCCGCUAAUGUAUUGUCCUUCAAUGAGCUAGUUUCGAUGUGGGAGAAUAAGAUUGGACAGACCCUAGAAAAAACGUAUAUAUUAGAGGAAGAACUUCUCAAGAAUAUCCUAGAUUCUCCAAUGCCUUUAAAAGUCCUUUUAGCCGUUUGCCACGCUAUCUUUGUGAAUGGAUUGGCAUUGAACUCGGGGAAUGAUGCUUCUUUUGGUGUUGAGGCUUCUGAAAUGUAUCCAGAGGUGAAAUAUACGACUGUUGAUGAAUAUCUUGACCAAUUCAUCUAA